Messenger RNA from Galeopterus variegatus (Sunda flying lemur), 3495 nucleotides. RefSeq names its product intersectin-2. The transcript has 21 exons. Gene Ontology annotation, molecular function: guanyl-nucleotide exchange factor activity; protein binding. Bases 67 to 2727 code for a protein of 886 amino acids. NCBI's taxonomy places the organism in Eukaryota, Metazoa, Chordata, Mammalia, Dermoptera, Cynocephalidae. The record is from RefSeq and is a predicted model, not a curated record. Gene Ontology annotation, biological process: positive regulation of Rho protein signal transduction.
CCUGGUUGGCUUUAUGGUAAUUUUCAAGGAAAUUUUGGCUGGUUUCCAUGCAACUAUGUAGAAAAAAUGCCAUCAAGUGAGAAAGCUGUGUCUCCUAAGAAGGCUUUGCUUCCUCCUACCAUAUCUUUAUCUGCUACCUCAACUUCUUCUGAACCACUUUCUUCAAAUAAACCAGCAUCAGUGACCGAAUAUCAAAAUGUAUCAUUUUCAAACCUAACUGUUAAUACAUCAUGGCAGAAAAAAUCAGCUUUUACUCGCACAGUGUCCCCUGGAUCUGUAUCACCUAUUCAUGGACAGGGACAGGUUGUAGAAAACCUAAAAGCACAGGCCCUUUGUUCCUGGACUGCAAAGAAAGAUAACCACUUGAACUUCUCAAAACAUGAUAUUAUUACUGUCUUGGAGCAGCAAGAAAAUUGGUGGUUUGGGGAGGUGCAUGGAGGAAGAGGAUGGUUUCCAAAAUCUUAUGUCAAAAUCAUUCCUGGGAGUGAAGUAAAGAGGGAAGAACCAGAAGACUUGUAUGCAGCUGUAAACAAGAAGCCUACCUCCUCAGCCUAUCCAGUUGGAGAAGAAUAUAUUGCACUUUAUCCAUAUUCAAGUGUAGAGCCUGGAGAUUUGACUUUCACUGAAGGUGAAGAAAUACUGGUGACCCAGAAAGAUGGAGAGUGGUGGACAGGAAGUAUUGGAGAUAGAACUGGAAUUUUUCCAUCAAACUAUGUCAAACCAAAAGAUCAAGAGAGUUUUGGGAGUGCUAGCAAAUCUGGAACAUCAAACAAGAAACCUGAGAUUGCUCAAGUAACAUCAGCAUAUGUUGCUUCUGGUUCUGAACAACUUAGCCUUGCACCAGGGCAGUUAAUAUUAAUUCUAAAGAAGAAUACAAGUGGGUGGUGGCAAGGGGAGUUACAGGCCAGAGGGAAAAAGCGACAGAAGGGAUGGUUUCCUGCCAGCCAUGUUAAACUUUUGGGUCCAAGUAGUGAAAGAACCACACCUGCCUUUCAUCCUGGUACAGAAUUGUUGGCCAUAUGUCAGGUGAUUGCUAUGUAUGACUAUGUAGCGAAUAAUGAAGAUGAGCUCAGUUUCUCCAAGGGACAACUUAUUAAUGUUAUGAACAAAGAUGAUCCUGACUGGUGGCAAGGAGAAGUCAAUGGGGUGACUGGUCUCUUUCCUUCAAACUAUGUUAAGAUGACGACAGACUCAGAUCCAAGUCAACAGUGGUGUGCUGAUCUCCAAACCCUGGACACAAUGCAGCCAAUUGAGAGGAAAAGACAGGGUUAUAUUCAUGAGCUGAUUCAGACAGAAGAGCGGUACAUGGAUGACCUCCAGCUUGUCAUCGAGGUUUUUCAGAAAAGGAUGGCAGAGUCGGGCUUUCUCACCGAAGGAGAAAUGGCCAUGAUCUUCGUUAACUGGAAAGAGCUCAUCAUGUCGAACACAAAGCUGCUGAAGGCCUUACGGGUACGGAAGAAGACCGGGGGUGAGAAGAUGCCUGUGCAGAUGAUUGGGGAUAUCCUAGCAGCCGAGCUGUCCCACAUGCAGGCGUACAUCCGUUUCUGUAGCUGUCAGCUUAAUGGAGCAGCUCUGUUACAGCAGAAGACAGAUGAAGACACAGACUUCAAAGAAUUUUUAAAGAAGUUGGCAUCUGACCCUCGGUGUAAAGGAAUGCCCCUUUCCAGCUUCCUGCUGAAGCCCAUGCAGAGGAUCACCCGCUACCCUCUGCUCAUCAGGAGUAUUCUGGAGAACACCCUGGAGAGUCACGUGGACCAUUCCUCCCUAAAGCUGGCCCUGGAGCGGGCAGAGGAGCUUUGCUCUCAAGUUAAUGAGGGAGUUCGGGAGAAGGAAAAUUCAGACCGACUGGAGUGGAUCCAGGCGCAUGUUCAGUGCGAAGGUCUCGCAGAGCAACUUAUUUUCAACUCCCUCACCAACUGCCUGGGGCCGCGGAAGCUUUUGCACAGUGGGAAACUAUACAAGACCAAGAGCAAUAAGGAACUACAUGGAUUCCUCUUCAAUGACUUCCUGCUUCUUACCUACAUGGUCAAGCAGUUUGCUGUUUCCUCUGGCUCUGAGAAACUGUUCAGCUCUAAGUCCAACGCUCAAUUCAAAAUGUAUAAAACGCCCAUUUUCCUGAAUGAAGUCUUGGUGAAACUGCCCACAGACCCUUCCAGCGAUGAGCCUGUCUUCCACAUUUCCCACAUUGAUCGGGUCUACACCCUCCGAACAGACAACAUUAACGAGAGGACUGCCUGGGUCCAGAAGAUCAAGGUGGCCUCUGAGCAGUACAUCGACACCGAAAAGAAGAAGCGAGAGAAGGCUUAUCAAGCCCGCUCUCAAAAGACUUCAGGCAUUGGACGUCUGAUGGUGCAUGUUAUUGAAGCUACAGAAUUAAAAGCUUGUAAACCAAAUGGAAAGAGCAAUCCGUACUGUGAAAUCAGCAUGGGCUCCCAGAGCUACACCACCAGAACCCUCCAGGACACGCUAAAUCCCAAGUGGAAUUUCAACUGCCAGUUCUUUAUUAAGGAUCUUUACCAAGAUGUGCUGUGUCUCACCAUGUUUGACAGAGACCAGUUUUCACCAGAUGAUUUCCUGGGUCGUACUGAAGUUCCAGUGGCAAAAAUUCGAACAGAACAGGAAAGCAAAGGCCCUACAACCCGCCGACUAUUGCUGCAUGAGGUCCCCACUGGGGAGGUGUGGGUCCGCUUUGACCUGCAGCUCUUUGAGCAAAAACCUCUGCUGUAGGAGAUUCGGGGGGAGGACAGCACCAGAGGAUACACCACAAUGUGGGGCUAGAGAAUAACAGACUAUACUGUCCUGGGACUGAGGAAACAGCACGCAGCUUCAUCCAUCACAAAGCCAUGCACGCUGGGGCCUCUAUUUUAUUGCACACUAAAUCGCUAGCAAUCUAUGCAAACAUGAUCUUUCCUGUAAAUAAACCAAACCCCAUAGCACAGUGCCUUGUAUUAGUGUUAACAUGGUAAGCUGUGUUUAGAUGCCACGGUUUCCAUUUUCAGGGCUAUAAAAAGUAUUACAUGGAAAUGAGGCAUCAGACCACCAGAUGUUACCACUUGGUUGAAUGUGUCCACUGUGGAGUGGUUUGGUGACGCUGUGACCAUUCCACACUGUGUGACCUCUGAUGGGUCACAGCCACUCAGGAGGUGAAGGGUUGGGAUGAAAUGCUGCAGCCUCUGUGCUUGAGCAGCCUGAUACUGAGAUAGCAUCUACUCGUGCACUGAAUAAACACAGAAACUUGAUCAUUUUAUUCCUGAUUAGGUUUUAUCAUUCUCUGCUAAGACAAUAUAGUUUGAAAUAUAAGAGGGAAAGCUUGAUUCACUUUAAAUACUGUGAACUCUAAUAAUGUGGAAAAUAUUUUUCGACUUUAAUUUUCUGAAGUAUAAAUUAUUUAUGUAAAUUCCUUGUUUUUGCAUAUUUCAUAGGACAUGCAUCUUUAAGCUUUAUCAUUGCCAACAUGUACAGAAAGAGAAUAAAAUCUUAAGUUUAUGAAUGUAA